Messenger RNA from Pipistrellus nathusii (Nathusius's pipistrelle), 1530 nucleotides. The record is from the annotation of a GenBank genome assembly. NCBI's taxonomy places the organism in Eukaryota, Metazoa, Chordata, Mammalia, Chiroptera, Vespertilionidae.
AUGGCGGAGCGGAGCCAGACGGCGCUAGAGGCAGGCAAUGAUUUUGGAAAGGAUGAUGCCAUCGGAGGGAAUGUGAACAAAUUUAUGGUGCUUCCAACUGGAUACUGUGGACAGCCCAAGAAAGGACAUCUUGUCUUUGAUGCUUGCUUUGAGAGUGGUAACCUUGGACGGGUGGACCAGGUCUCUGAGUUUGAAUAUGAUUUGUUCAUUAGGCCGGAUACCUGUAAUCCACGUUUCCGAGUCUGGUUCAACUUUACUGUUGAAAAUGUGAAAGAAUCACAGAGAGUUAUUUUCAAUAUUGUUAACUUCAGCAAAACCAAGAGUCUUUAUAGAGAUGGAAUGGCCCCUAUGGUGAAAUCUACCAGCAGACCAAAAUGGCAAAGGCUGCCACCUAAAAAUGUUUACUACUACCGUUGCCCGGACCAUAGGAAGAAUUAUGUGAUGUCCUUUGCAUUUUGUUUUGACCGAGAAGAAGAUAUUUACCAAUUUGCCUACUGCUACCCGUAUACAUAUACCCGCUUUCAGCAUUACCUUGACAGCCUGCAGAAGAGAAACAUGGAUUAUUUCUUUCGGGAGCAGCUGGGCCAGAGUGUGCAACAGCGGCAGCUUGAUCUCCUAACAAUAACCAACCCCGACAAUCUUCGGGAAGGGGCAGAGCAGAAGGUGGUAUUCAUCACGGGACGAGUCCACCCAGGGGAAACACCCUCUUCCUUUGUGUGCCAAGGGAUCAUUGACUUCCUUGUAAGCCAGCACCCGAUUGCUCGUGUCCUGCGGGAACACCUGGUCUUCAAGAUUGCACCAAUGCUCAACCCUGAUGGAGUCUACCUAGGCAAUUACAGGUGCUCUCUGAUGGGGUUUGACCUGAACCGUCAUUGGCUGGAUCCUUCUCCAUGGGCCCACCCUACCCUGUAUGGGGUAAAACAGCUCAUCAUCCAGAUGUACAACGACCCAAAGACGAGCCUGGAGUUCUAUAUCGACAUCCACGCCCACUCCACCAUGAUGAAUGGCUUCAUGUACGGCAAUGUCUUUGAGGAUGAGGAGCGCUUCCAGAGGCAGGCCAUCUUCCCCAAGCUGCUCUGCCAGAAUGCUGAGGACUUCUCCUACUCCAGCACAUCCUUCAACCGGGACGCCGUGAAGGCAGGCACUGGCCGCCGCUUCCUCGGUGGGCUCCUGGACCACACUUCCUCCUGCUACACCCUGGAGGUCUCCUUCUACAGCUACAUCAGCGGGGGCACCACAGCCGCGGUGCCCUACACUGAAGAAGCCUAUAUGAAGCUGGGGCGGAACGUGGCCAGAACGUUUUUGGAUUAUUAUCGGCUGGACCCCAUGGCUGAGAAAAUGGCGAUUCCCAUGCCAAGGUUGCGAAAUGAAGACGAGGAGGCUCAGAGAAGGGAAAGGCCUUCUUCAAGGAAAGAAAGACCCCCUCCCUACAAGUACCCACUCCGGCGGGGCCCGGCCAGCAGCUAUCCCAUCAGCAAAGGGGACAAGAAGAGCUCAGUGAACCACAAAGACCCUUCAAAUGCUUUUUAA